This is a messenger RNA of Calidris pugnax (ruff), 3325 nucleotides long. It is a transcript of the gene CEP43, whose product is annotated as FGFR1 oncogene partner. The transcript is spliced from 12 exons. Gene Ontology annotation, molecular function: protein binding. The coding region runs from base 41 to 1153 and encodes 370 amino acids. Gene Ontology annotation, cellular component: centrosome. NCBI's taxonomy places the organism in Eukaryota, Metazoa, Chordata, Aves, Charadriiformes, Scolopacidae. Gene Ontology annotation, biological process: microtubule anchoring. The record is from RefSeq and is a predicted model, not a curated record.
GCCGCUAGCGCAGUUUGGGCGGUUGUCAGGGAGAAACAAGAUGGCGGCCGCAGCCACGGAGGAGGACACGGAGCUGCGGGACCUGCUGGUGCAGACGCUGGAAAGCAGCGGGGUGCUCAAUAAGAUUAAGGCGGAGUUGCGAGCAGCUGUUUUUUUGGCAUUAGAAGAACAAGAGAAAGUAGAGAACAAAGCACCUCUGGUAAAUGAAAGCUUGAAAAGUUUUUUAGGUACAAAAGACGGUCGCUUGGUAGCAGGUCUUGUUGCAGAAUUUCUACGGUUUUUCAAUCUUGAUUUUACAUUGGCUGUUUUUCAACCUGAAUCAAGCACACUAAAUGGCCUUGAUGGUCGAGAAAACUUAGCUCGAGACUUGGGAAUUAUAGAAGCAGAAGGUACUGUGGGUGGGCCCCUGUUGUUGGAGGUUGUUAAAAAAUGUCAGCAGAAAAAGAUUUCAGGCACUGAAGAGGUGGCUCCAGUUCUAAGUGAUAGCCUGUGUCCCGCAUCGAAAUCAUCUGAUGGAAGAUCAGGUACACAUCCUAUACCAAAUAAGGCUGCUGAAACUACUCAAAGUGACACAAGUGUCUCAUCAGGGGAAGCAAGCAAAAGAAGCAUUCACUUUCUGCCCAAUGAAACAAAACUAGAUCCUCAACUAGAAAACAAAGACUUAAAUACCAAAGAAAAGAGUGAUCCAGGUGUGGAUGAAGAUGAUGUAGAGGGAGAUUCUUUUUUUGAUGAUCCUAUACCCAAACCAGAAAGAACUUAUGGCUGGAAAACUGAUGCUAAUAAAGCAGGAGGUCUAGCAUCCCUUUCUGAUGCACCGCCUCUAAAAAGUGGGUUAAGCUCCCUGACUGGUGCGCCUUCGCUAAAGGAGCCUGACAAUUUGACUAGAAACUCUGUUUUGAAAGACCUGCGGUUGGUGAAUGCAAAACUGGGAUCACUAGAAUUAGGAAAUGGAGAUGACGAUGAGUAUGCUGAUGACUUCAACAGUACUAGUCAUCGCUCAGAAAAAAGUGAUAUCAGUAUUGGUGAAGAAAUAGAUGAACUUUCAGUGGAAACAGAAGAGUCAAAUGCCAGUGAUAAACUUGAAGGCAUCACGCAAGACCUUACCAUUUCUCAGUUAAGUGAUGUUGCAGAUUAUCUAGAAGACGUGGCAUAGAAUUGGACAGCAACCUGUUUCAUUGUGCUGGACUAGAAGACAGCUGUGGACUGUUAAUUUCAGACAAUCACUUCUUGCUGGAAUGUCCACUCCCUAUUUGUGCCUUGUGUUUCAAAAAGACUGUAGGUGGAGAAGGCUUUUAAAUAUUCUUAAGAAGAACUAAAUGAAACAGUACCUUCCCGUUUGAGUCUGAUUUCAGAAUUAUUUUCUUCAUCUGGUUCAGCCAGACAUUUACAGCAGGAGGUGGAUUUUCCAAGCGGAAUGUCCAUUGCUGGCAGUGGGCAUCAUAGAAACCAACUGAUGAGAAAACAUCUACAGAGAGGCAUGUGGCUUUAUAGUGAACUUGCACUGUUACUCUAACAGUCUGAUUAUUUUUUUUUUAAGAUAACCAAAGCAAGAACUUUCAGAGGUAGUGGUUCAACUCACACUUCUUUUAACACAACUUUGUCAAGUCAGCAGGUAGUCCGUAUUUAUGGUAACUCUAGCCACAAUACCUAAUUGCUCCAAACUUACUUGAAACUGCUGUUUUUCAGACUCGUCUGAAAGUUGGACUUUUUUUUUUAAAGACAUAGCAAAUAGAGAGUAUCUAAGCUCUCAAAUCUAAAUUUAGGAGCUAAAUUUAGUAGUAGUUAUAACUCCGAAUAUUCUUGUUUAAAUGUUUGUCAGACUGUUGAUGUUCAGACCUAAGCUGUUUUUAUAUAUGAUAAUUUCAUUGAUAUUAUGUCUUGUUAAAUCACAAAAAGUAAUUUUGUAAGGAUCAGCAAAUCAUUAAUUAAAUCUUACUGAUUUUUUUUGUUAGGUUUUUAACAGUGUGGUAACAGUUUGUGGAGCUUUUAUUAUUGAGGGCUCUUCAUGUGCUGUAAGCUCACUUUCAUUCUUGAAAAUCCUUGUUAUAUAAAAAUGAGCGCCAAAAAGUAAAACCACUAACCUUCUGUUUUUCAGAUUCUGACUGCUAUACACAAUUAAAUCCAAAUGUUUAAAAAUACCAUACUGAAGACAUUAUGGACACUAAGUUCUAGCUAAGAGCAGAUUCUUGUGUUUUCAUUAUACUCUUGCAAAACAGGGUCAGUAACGGAAACCUUGACAGUUCUUUAAUGGUACUGUUGUACAUGGCGCUGCUAUGAUAUAUAGGUCAUGGACAUUUGUCAUACUGAAAUGACUUCAAAAUGUGCACUUUCUGAAAAUUGUGAACACAUUUGAAAAAUAUUACAUGUAAGUGAAUAUAAAUAACUUAAUUUUUUUUUUAAGCUUUGUAAUUUUUUUCAGGAACACUGUUGGCCUCUCAUCAAUGGUCAUCACAGUGGAAGUAGCCUGCUAAGCUAAAGCCAUUAGUUAAGCGUAUAGAGCUGCUGCUGCAUUGGAUGCUGACUUAAAUCUGGUUUUGCACUGGGCCAGCAGGCAUGGAGCAGUGCUGGGAAGUUGGGCUUGUACAGUACCUAAAUGAUUUGAGAGGAGAGAGGAAAAGUGUGCCUUUAAUUUACGUGCACCCCAAAAUAGCCAGCAAAAAAGCAUCAGAAUAUUUAGUUAUGAUGUUAACUUGUAAUUUGUGCCAUAUUGUAGCAGCUGAACACAGAAGAGAAUUUCUUUUCACCCCAAAAAAUCAAUGUGCCAUAGACUUCACGUAGCAACAAUGUUGUAACAUAUGAUGCACCCUGUGUAAAAAUUCCUUUAAGUAUGGGCGAACCUGUGCCUCAAGAUACUGUGUAUGAAAAGUUUGUUUGGGGCUUUUUUUGGCCUUUUUUCUUUAAGACAACCAACAGUGUGUCUGAAGGAAAUAAAAUUCCACUUCAAUACCUAGGUACAAUUGAUUUCUGGCAUUUGUUUUUAAGGUGUAUGAAAUAAUGUAGGGACAGUGUUGUUUGCUUUUUUAAUAUGUCUUGGGAAAACAUAAUGUUCCAUUAUGUGUUAGCUGUAGGAUAUGUGGCAAUUUUAUCAGACCAAAAGAAGCAAAAACUUUAUGAAAUAAUUUCUAAUUGCAUUUAAAGAUGUGGCCUUUUAAAUAUCUAAUUAGACAUGACUUUUGUUAACAACAAAGUGUUGUUCUCUUACCUUGGGGGUUAACUGGAGACCUUGCACUUUGGCUCUAAUUUAAGGAAAUUAAAGCCUCCUGAGGGCUUUUACUGAAUUGUGUAUAAUAAUUCAAAUUGCAAAAUAAAGCUCUUGUGCUGGCUA